This is a messenger RNA of Fusarium poae, 3204 nucleotides long. RefSeq lists its product as uncharacterized. Bases 1 to 3204 code for a protein of 1067 amino acids. Gene Ontology annotation, molecular function: protein binding. The transcript is spliced from 6 exons. Lineage: Eukaryota; Fungi; Ascomycota; Sordariomycetes; Hypocreales; Nectriaceae. The record is from RefSeq and is a predicted model, not a curated record.
AUGGCCACUCUACCUGAAUUGUUCGUGGCUAUCUUUGCGACCGCCAGCGUUGUCCUGUUGGCGACGAUCCUCCCCCAGAGGUCCCUGAGACAGCCGUUGAAGUCGCCAGCGACCCAGACCCCGACACGACGCGUCGAUGAGAUUCCUGCAGAUCAUGUCGAUAACCUGGAUCGCAACCUGAAGUCUAUUUUUGACAAGGUUCUGGACCUGCAGGGAGAUGCGAAUCCUAUGAUCUGUCGCUCUUUGGUGUCACAUGGCAAGGACUCCCUCUGUGCUACUGUCUCGAUCAAGACAUCGCUCUCCGCAGACGACCUGUCCGCUCAGCUGCGCCGAGCCACGAAUAGUUACCCAUAUAACUACACCUGCAAAUUCGAGGGAAUCACGCCGCUCUAUGAGGACAAGAACGGUGCAGAUGUCGACAUCAUAGCAGUACCCGGCCUCGGAAGCCACCCACUUGGCUCCUGGAAAUCCCCAAAUAGCGACGACGUCUGGCUACGCGACUUCCUGUCUAAGGACGUGCCUAAUAUCCGGGUGCUACUCUACGGCUAUGAUACCACGCUGCCAGGCAGCCUCUCGAAGCAGUCCAUCGAGGACUUGGGUGGUGCCUUGCUGGAACAAAUCAUUGCCUAUCGCGCGAGUGAUCGGACCUCUCACCGCCCGAUCAUCUUCGCUGGCCACAGCCUCGGCGGCCUGCUCAUCAAAGAGGCGCUUGUUCGUGCGCGCAGAAGAUGCAGUGAUGCAAACUCUGACCUAUCCAAAGCCUCUUAUGGACUUCUUUUCUUCGGCGUGCCCAACCUCGGCUUACGAAACGACCAACUGAGGACUCUUGUCCGAGGCCAGCCCAAUGAGGCCUUGAUCCACGAUCUCCUCGUCGACAGCGACUCUGAGCCAUCGGCCUUCCUGAAGAGACUCGCCGACCAAUUUUCAGAGAGCUGCAAAGGCCACUACAAGGUCGUGACUUUCUUUGAGCGCAGGCUGAGCCCAACCCUAGAGCUUAACCAAGACGGUAAGUGGCGCAAGACUGGUCGCCCCUCUUUGUUGGUCACAGAAAAAUCGACUACCAGCACGGGCUUGGUAGCCGUCGCCGAGGAGGACAACAUCGCGCUUAACGCAGAUCAUUCUGGACUUGUUAAGUAUGAUUCCAGGAACCAGGGCGACUACACCAUCGUCAGAGAACGACUAAGACGGCUUGUCGAUGAGGCGAGGCUGGAGGUUGCCAAACGAUUCGCCGAGCAUAGCCUCUACCAACCCCUAUCGGAGACAAUGAAAGCCUGUUUGAAAUCACUAGCCUUUGAGGAAAUGGACGGCAGGCAAGUCAAAAUCGACGAUGCUGCUGAUGGCACAUGCAAAUGGCUUCUCAAGCAUGAAACCUUGAUCGAAUGGACCCAUCAACAUCGAGGUCUUCUGUGGAUCAAGGGAAAACCUGGAUCUGGCAAGUCAACGCUGGUGAAAUAUGCCCAAAAUGCACUUCCUCCAAUUUAUGGAACGAAUACGUUUGUAUUUUCCUUCUUUUUCCAUGGUCGUGGUCAUGAGCUACAGAGAACUCCGAUUGGUCUCUUCCGAUCCCUCCUGCACCAGCUGCUCAAGUGUGUCCCUGGCGCCGUACCCGACCUGAUAAAAUAUUUUGAGGAUAAACGAACAACGGAGGGCGAACCUGGAGAGAAGUGGCAGUGGCAUCUACAGCCAUUGCAGGCUUUCCUCAAGUUGUCACUUCCAAUAAUCUUGAAGAGGUCUCCAGUCAUCCUCUUUGUCGACGCGCUCGAUGAGUGCGGGAAAGAAUCAGCUGUCGAGUUGGUCGAAUACUUCGAGAAAUUACGCUCAAGUCUCCCGCCAACGGAGUCUCGAUUCGGCAUCUUCUUUUCCUGUCGCCACUACCCCAUCCUAGAGCUUAAAGGUGGAUCAACGAUAUUGCUCGAAACCGCAAAUAACGCAGACAUCGCUACGUACAUUCAAGGCCGCUUCUCCACGUGUGAUCCGGACGCAGACGUCGAAGAGUUGAUAUUAGAUCGCGCCCAAGGCGUCUUCAUGUGGGCACACUUUGUCGUGGGGCGCGUCCUGGAGCUGAAGCGCGAGGGGGAGUCUCGGGCCAAGAUCAAGACCGAGAUCAAGUCGACACCCCAGACUUUGGGCAAUCUGUACCACGGGCUUAUUCAGGGCGCGAAGCAUAGCUCGGACACCUUGAAAUUGAUGCAAUGGAUCUGUUUCUCUACGAGGCCGUUGACAACGGACGAGGUCCAAUGGGCUAUGAUAGUUGACGCUGACUGUACUCACAAGUCACUCGACGAAUACCAAAACUCGGAUGAAUUCAUCGCCGACGACAAGAUCGAGAGAAGAAUCAACGCCCUCAGCUGCGGUCUCGCAGAGAUCGUACAGUCUAGAAAUGCCCGCGUAGUUCAAUUCAUCCAUCAGUCAGUUAAGGACUUUUUCAUCGAGGGUGGAUUGAAAGCACUGGAUAAUACCACGAAAGCAGCAAACUUAGUUAUCCCCACUGUUCAUUGCCACCUCUCCCGUUGCUGUAUCCGCUACUUCAAAACGGUAGUUCUAUCUCAGCCAGGAUCAGGAUCGCUGGGCAAGGAGGACAAGUCAAGAUUCCCCCUGCUGCACUAUGCCACAACGUCAUGGGUGUCUCACGUAAAGUUGGGCGACCCAGCCGAAGAGUCCCCAAACGAUCUCGUGCAUCUGCUUGGAUGGCCGACAGAGCUCCUGGUUGAAUCAUGGGUGCGGAUAUACAAGGCAUUGGAGCCUUACAAAUAUGACUGCCCGCCAAGCGGGAGUAAUCUUGUGCACAUCGUGGCAAGACACGGCUUGACGAAGUUGCUCCUAUGUCUGCUCCUUGACACUGGCAAGGUUGAUAUCGAUGCAACAGAUGAGAAUGGCCGGACGCCGCUGUCAUGGGCGGCUGGGAAUGGACAUGAGGCGAUGGUCGAGAUGCUCCUCGAUACUGGCAAGGUCGAUAUCGAUGCAAGAGAUGAGUAUGGCCAGACUCCGCUAUCGUGGGCCGCUGGGAAAGGACGCGAGGCCGUGGUCAAGAUGCUCCUCGAUACUGGCAAGGUCGAUAUCGAUGCCGAAGACUUCUGUGGUCUAACUGCGUACCAGCUGUCUUCCUUCAAUCAUCAUGAGCAAGCUGAACGUCAAUUGAUGGCUCGGGGAGCACUGGCCUCUUCCGACUUUUACGGUCUGCAGUCUUUGUUCGUGGAACCUUGA